Molecule: messenger RNA, 409 nt
Organism: Schistocerca serialis cubense
Lineage: Eukaryota; Metazoa; Arthropoda; Insecta; Orthoptera; Acrididae
Product: cadherin-3-like
Exons: 3
Coding region: 49-402 (117 amino acids)
Biological process (GO): homophilic cell-cell adhesion
Molecular function (GO): calcium ion binding
Source: RefSeq, a predicted model, not a curated record
CGUGAAAAUAUCAUUAUAUAUGAUGAUGAAGGGGGUGGUGAGGAUGACAUGACAGCUUUUGAUAUAAAACCUCUAAAAAUACCAGUUAAAACCUCAGCUGUAGUUGAAACAAUAGAAAUAAAAACACUGCCUUCACAAACAUGCAAAGAUGUCAGCACUCAAGUGCAAGAAUGCAAAAUGCUGUCAACAGAUGAUGUUGGAUUCCAACAAUUUGAUGAGCUGCACUGUUUCACAGAUGAAGGGAACAGCAGUGUAACAUCUUCUCUCUCUUCUAUUGUGUCAAGUUCUGAUGACAAGGACCAUGAUUACAGUUACCUCUACAACUGGGGUGCAAAAUUUAGCAGACUGGCACUUAUGUACAAUAAAGAUGAAACUUAUCAGGAAGAACUAACAAUGCAGUAAAGAAGAA